Molecule: messenger RNA, 416 nt
Organism: Astrephomene gubernaculifera
Lineage: Eukaryota; Viridiplantae; Chlorophyta; Chlorophyceae; Chlamydomonadales; Astrephomenaceae
Source: the annotation of a GenBank genome assembly
CGGUAAUGUCAUGACAUUUAAUUGUUAAUUUCUAGUAGCUUGGUCUUUGGCUUUUCUAGUUGACAUGGCUUCCAUAAGCCCGCCCCAACCGACUGAAGACUACAAGCGCCUGCAGCUUAUUGAGCAGAAAGUGAUAUCCUGCGUCAAGAUAGCUGCACAAGUGAUGGAACACUUCUCACGCGUGGGACGCACAGCUGAGCUGGCAGAGCCUGUCCAGCAGCUCUGCACCAACUUUAUGAACCAAAUCGCGGAGGCUCUGCAGCUGGUUCGUGAGGGCGCUGAGGCGGGCGGCGGAGAGCACCGUCUGGAGCUGCAUGCCUACCACGGACUGGCUCGGGCGCACGUCAACACGGAGAAGCUGCAGGUGCUGCGAAUGCACCUGGAGGCGAUGCAGGCGGGGUUGCUGCAGGGAGGGC